Molecule: messenger RNA, 711 nt
Organism: Tilletiopsis washingtonensis
Lineage: Eukaryota; Fungi; Basidiomycota; Exobasidiomycetes; Entylomatales
Product: putative PUP3-20S proteasome subunit beta3
Exons: 5
Coding region: 59-688 (209 amino acids)
Biological process (GO): proteasome-mediated ubiquitin-dependent protein catabolic process
Cellular component (GO): proteasome core complex, beta-subunit complex; proteasome core complex
Source: RefSeq, a predicted model, not a curated record
CCUCCUGCCUCGCCUCCACCACUCCACAGCACCUCACCCCUCACACCCUCUGCCCAGCAUGUCGGCAAUGGAGCUCAACGGCGGCAGUGUGCUCGCCAUGGUCGGCGAGAACUGCGUCGCCAUCGCGUCGGACCUGCGUCUCGGCCAGCAGGCGCUGACGCUCUCGUGCGCGCACGACAAGGUCUUCCGCAUCACCGACCGCUGCUACCUCGGCAUGCCCGGCCUGGCGUCGGACACCGAGACGCUGCGCCAGCGCUUCCGCUACCGCACAAAGAUGUACGAGCUCAAGGAGGAGCGCGAGAUUGAGCCCGAGACGUUUGCACACCUCGUCAGCAGCACGCUGUACGAGAAGCGGUUCGGGCCAUACUUCAUCGAGCCGGUCAUCGCAGGCAUCACCGGCCCGAACAGCUCAGAGCCGAACAAGCCUUUCAUCGCAGCCGCCGAUCUGAUCGGCUGCCUCAACUUUGCAAAGGACUUCGUCGUCGCAGGCACAGCUAGCGACAAGCUCUUCGGCAUGGCAGAAGGGUUGUGGGAGGAGGGUCUGGGUCCGGACGAGCUCUUCGAGACGAUCUCGCAAACACUGCUGGGUGCGCUCGAGCGCGAUGCGCUGUCAGGAUGGGGUGCCAUCGUGCGCGUCAUCACGCCGGACAAGGUCAUCGAGCGGGUGCUGCGGUCGCGUCAGGACUGAGGGGCGGAGAGACAAUGACAGAC